GUUUGCCUUUCUUUUCCCUUCAAACUCAACAAAUAUAAAAACCCAAACCCAAACAAAUUCUCUAUUAUAUAUGUUGCUGGAACCAGGUGCUGCUGAUUGGUGCCCUGCCCCUUAACCAACACCCACCACACACUGAGAAAAUGGCUAGCAAGCAGCCGCCAACAGCCAGCGAGCUGGCGUACCUGGCCGAGCUGAAGACGCGACUGCGCGAGUUGCGCGAGCGUCAGGCCGCCUUCAUGGAGCACACCGCCGACAUGCUCAUCCGUAUGAGCUCCACGGCUGUGGGUGAGGCCUUCCUGGGUCCACCCAGGCAAGGCACUUCCAGCACGAAUUCGGGCCACGUUAAUAUCAAAAGGCUAAUACAACGCUUCGAGGAUCUGCGCAAGAUCGCCACAUCGCAGCAGUUGAGCAGUGUGCAUGAGGUGCCCGAGGUGCCCGAGGAGCUGAUGAAUGUGGAUGUGCGGCGACUGCUCAAGCGCUAUGAAAAGUUCAUCGAAGAGGCCAAUGUGCUGCAGCAGUCGUGGUUCCGUCUGAAGCAGUCCACGGCAAGUUCUGCGGAUCUAACCGAGUGCGAAAAGCUGUCCAUGGUGAGCAAACAGAGCUCCAAGGAGUCCAGCGAUUCGACCUCAAAGGGGAUCAAUGAUUCGGCUUCCAAGGUGUUCAAUGAUUCGGCUUUCAAAGGUGUCCAGCGAUUCGGCCUCAAAGGUGUCCAGCGAUUCGGCCUCAAAGGGGUCCAGCGAUUCGGCCUUAAAGUACCCGCCUCCAAUGAUUCGCAGUUUGAUGCUGAGCAACUUUUGGAAGUGGUAAAUACGCAAAGGAAUUGCAGCAAGCAAAAGUAUGGACGCGCCCGUUGGGGUGCUCUGCUGCAGAUGAUGCUGCGCCUGAGUCCGUUCAACACUUGCGGCAAGAGGGGCAAGUGCAAAAAGCUAUCAGCCAGCAGCAGUUCAUCCAUAAUGCUGCUCAAGACAAACCCAUAGAUCGCCCCCUACCCACCGCACAUGCCACACACACACACACACGAAAUAAUCCCAUUGAAAAUCCCAUUGAAAAUCCCAUUGAAAAUAAUCCAAUAAAAUUCUCCAUAGCCAGAGACAGAGAGAUGCAAAUGCAUAA
This is a messenger RNA of Drosophila obscura, 1113 nucleotides long. RefSeq lists its product as uncharacterized. The record is from RefSeq and is a predicted model, not a curated record. NCBI's taxonomy places the organism in Eukaryota, Metazoa, Arthropoda, Insecta, Diptera, Drosophilidae.